Messenger RNA from Dermatophagoides pteronyssinus (European house dust mite), 1520 nucleotides. It is a transcript of the gene wake, whose product is annotated as ankyrin repeat and fibronectin type III domain containing protein wide awake. Gene Ontology annotation, biological process: regulation of establishment of bipolar cell polarity; establishment of mitotic spindle orientation. The record is from RefSeq and is a predicted model, not a curated record. Lineage: Eukaryota; Metazoa; Arthropoda; Arachnida; Sarcoptiformes; Pyroglyphidae. Gene Ontology annotation, cellular component: spindle. Gene Ontology annotation, molecular function: protein binding.
AUAAUCAACAACAACAACAACAACAAUAUCGAUCAUCAUCAUUACAGCCAUCAACAAAUAUGGAUCAAGAGAAAUAUUGUUCAGAUUAUGAUGAACCGAAUACAACAAUUGGAUCGAAUAAAAUGGAUGUACGACGUUGUCAUUCAACAUCAAGGUUACCAUCAUCAACAAUAUCAUCAUCAGCAGCAACAAUAACCAAAGUAAAUGAUGAUCGACAAAUUAUUGACGAUAAUAAUGAUGAUGGUGAUGGUCGACAAUCAAUUGAUUCCAGUUCAACAUUAUUUACAUAUUCAUCACAACCAUCAACAACAACAAAUAUUAUUAUUGCAGAGCCAGUGACCAACGAUUUCGAUGAUGGUAAUGUUGAUGAUCGAAAUGAAGGUGAACAAUCACCAAAUGAACAAAUUUGGAUAUCCGAUUCUAAAAAGCCAGCUGAUAAUGAAGAUGAUGAUGACCGUUAUUGUUUUAAUGAUAAUUUUGAAGAUAUUCUUGUUGAUUGUAAAUGUCAUGAUGAGGAUGAUGAGGAUAACAACAGCAAAAAGCAUCUGGAAAAUGAAACAAAACAAUUAUCAUUGACAACAACAAGAGUAAUAAGACAUCAAAUACCAAAACGAAAAAUUCGUUCAAAAAAAAUGCGUACAUUAAUGGAACUUGGAUCGAAUCGAAUGUUUCAUGAACGAUAUUCAAAUUUGAAUAAAAAUUCAUUACAAUCAUCAUCGAAAAAUCACCAUAAACAACGAAGACGACAUGAAUGGAAACAAUCAUGUUGUAGUAAAUGUUGUAGCCGACGACGACGACGACGAAGACGAUCAUCUACGAAACAACAUUAUGGACAUCGAAAACAACAUGAUAAUAAUGAUCCAUAUUUGGAUAAUAGCAGUGAAACUAUUCAUUCAACAUCCGAAUCAUCGUUUGAUUCAUCAUUCAAUUUAUCUAAUGAUAAUGAUAAUGAAUCAAAUGCCGAUGUUGAUGAUUGUCAUCAUACGAAGAAGAAAAAGAAGAAAAAUUCUUUAAAUAACGAAUCAUCAUCGAAAACGAAAACAACAACAACUCGAACAAUACAAAUAUAUGUAGAACAGGAAUCCUGUUUACCACAAGGUACAUUAAUCGAUAUUGAAAUCGCAACCGGUGAUAAAGUUUUCAAUAUUAUUCAAGCUAUUAUUGAAUAUUCAUUGAAAAUAUUUCAUCCAAAACAUCAACAUAGACGAUCAAAAAUUCAAAUGAAUGAUUAUCAUUUUCAUUGGGAAAAUUAUUCAUUAUUAGCUAUUUAUUCAACAAAUAUUAAACAUUUAAAUAAUGAUUUUUAUUUCAAUCAAUUACAAUCACCAUGGAAUGAUUUAGAUGCUAAAUUAUAUUUACAUUUUAAUUAUCAUCAGCAUCAUCAUAAUCAUCAUGAUUGAUUGAUUUUUUUUCGAGAGCUUAUUAUAUAAGUGAUGAUUGUCCAUUUGGCCCAUUUUCCCUCCCCCAAGAAAAAAAAUUGCUGUGAAAAUUCUGUUGUUUUUCCCCCAAAAAAAAUUGUG